AGCUGAUUACCUAAAUCUUUGCGGGCGAUAACCGUCAUGUUUCGAAUAGGAAUCACCGAUCGCCAACGGACAGAUGAACCCAGAAUUCAGGCAUCACAUCAAUAUGGUAUGUUCGGCGAGUCGGCUCGCAUUAUAACACCAGAUGCGUAUUCGCAAGGAGAUCCCAAUUGAGGCUGAUUAAGGCUGGCGUGGCCAUACGAACAAUGCGUUCACCCACUCCGAGCCAUUGGGCAGCUUCCAACUCGACGUCCUCAGCUACUUGACACAGCCCCCACCGAUUAUGGCUUUCGGUCAUGCAGGGACUGUGGUUCAUCCCGGACUCAUGCUAGCUAGGCAUUCGUCGCAGCUCACAGCUGGUGGGCCGGGCUAAGAUGGACAUCAUGCACGCCUUGCUGGACGCCUGAAACCAGCGGACAAGUUGAAACGAAAACGGCCCAGGCGUGCCAGGCUCAACCCACCAACAAAUGCUUGAUCAAUCUCAUCAAGCUCUUACCCGUCGAGCAUCUUCUCCAUGUUGUGCCAUUCAGUGCAGUGACAAUGUCCGAAAGGACUCAUGUUAAGAGACUGAUUGUAUGUGUAGACAGCGAAGAAGUCGGUGAGGAUGGCACCUUAGGCGACCAGAAUCAAAGCAACAUCUUCAGAUUGAAAAGCAUCAUUCCGAAUGCUUUGUGCUAUGAUGCCCAAGGCCGAUCCGUCGAGCAGGUCGUGCGUUAUUAUCGCGCUGUCGAGGACGGACCGAAAUUGCUAGACAGGCUGAAGUCGCGAAACUCAACGCCGUAUUACGAGCAACAGAUCAAGGACAUUGUCAAAGAGGUCUGCGAAAUCCUAGAGGAGCCUAGAGAUGAAUUGUUCCUUUACGGCUUCGGCCAUGGCGCCUUCAUUGUCCGCGCCGUGGCAGGACUCCUCGAUGUCAUGCGCAUGCCGAAACGAGCCUCCGUGAGGUAUUUUGACAGGCUCUACCAGAGCUGUUUGGACGUGUACAAAGCACGAGCCGAAGACGACAACACCAAUGGUCCGAAGGUUGUCGAAUUCUUGAGAUCGCACUCGACCCUUCCAAUUCAGAUACAGUUUGUGGGAGUGUUUGAUACGAUCAAGUACAACGCCGAGGGAAAUAUGCACGAUUUGUCCCUGGUCAGCUCCAUACGACAUAUGCGACAUGCAUUGGCGUUGAACGAGACACGGUCUCAGUUGAGCCCGGAAAUCCUGGAUUGUCCAAAGAGCCCCGAGGAGCUGCAGGGCCGGAGCUUCAUUCAAGCCUGGUUCAUGGGAUCGAAUCAGGAUAUGGGUGGUGGCGCUGCUCAUGACGGCCUUUCACUCUAUCCGCUGCAAUGGAUGAUCAUCGAGAGUUUGCGAGCUGGCCUCGUGAUCCAACCUGAAGAAGAACCAAAAGAGAAACAAGAUGCAAAGAAAGGCUCAUUGUCUUUGACAUUUCCUCAAUAUGCAGGCGAACUGCCAAAAUUGGGCAGCGGCGAGCAGAUCGAGUGGUUGAUCAAGCAUACAAAUGGCAUCGAAAUCAGUAUCUUUGAUUUGCAAAUGGUCAUCGGUGGCAGCACAGACGAGGACCAGGCGCACAGCAUCCGAAUCAAUAUACCGAACACAAUCUACGUCAGCCAGCGCAAGGUCUUCAGCAAAGGCGGCUUGGUCGGCUACUGCGCCAACGGGAGUUACGGGACAAUCAUUCAUCCUUCGACAUUUUGCCUGCUGGAUAGAUACCCUCGCUUCAAUGAACAGUCCCAUUUCAAAACUCUCAAGAAAGACAUUGCCGACUACCGAGAUCGAAACCUGCAGGAUACCGAAGGAACCCUACCGCCGUGGCUGGAAGGUUUGCAGCUACAGGCCAGUGGUGUGAAAGCAUUCCGAAUCUUGGUUUGCGGCAAGACUGGCGUUGGAAAAUCCACCUUGAUCAAUAAAGUCUUUGGCGUCGAACUGACCGAAGAAUCCGAAUCCUACAAACAAGGCGACCACGACAUCAACCAAGCAUUCGAAUCGCCCAACCAUCCAGGCUUGCUGAUCCACGACUCGAGAGGAUGGCAAGCGGGAAGCGAUAAAGAACUAGACCUUAUUGCCAAAUUUCUCCGCCAUCGCGCGUUCCAAAGAGAUCCUGCUCAAGCUCUCCAUGUCAUUUGGUUCUGUGUCGACUCGGACGUCAGCCGCAUCGAGGAAGCGGACAAACGAACAUUCGACACGAUCGCCCAGUUCUCGCACAAUGUGCCCGUCUUCGUCAUCGGGACGAAAAAGGACAAACUGGUGGCAUUCCACAAAAUCAAACUCCUCGAAUCGUACAUGGAAAAGACCGGCGACUAUCACGAAUCGAAGCGCCUGGCCGAGGAAGAGGCGAACAAACUAGCCGAGGAGCAAUUCCUCGCUCUACGCGACGAACUCUCCCAGAUAAAGCACUACAAGGCUGACGGGUAUUGCUGUCUUUCCAAAGGUUUGUCUUUGACCUCUUGGCCGUGCCAAUUAGAUGAACAGAUGAAGCUGAUCAUUACAAACCGGGCAGACGACGACCCAGGCGUGCGCAAACUGUUAAACUCCACACUCGAGCUAAUCACUGAUGACAGGGUUCGUCUCUUUGCCGUCGCGGCGCAAGUCGUGGAUGUCGAGCAAAAGAUUGACUCAGCCAUUACAGAAUGCAUGCGACUGGGCUUGCACGCGGUCCGCACGGCCAUGGUCCCGCUACCGUUUUCGUCCGCCAUCGGCACGCCGACCGUAGCCCGGAUCCUCUGCGAGCACGUCCUGCAGUGCUUUGGCUUCCCGAAGGCCAUGCCCGACGCCGUCGAGGAGAUCAUGAACCGCGUCGUCCUGGGCCAUCUGAAAGCCUUCAUGGCCGUCACAAUGGCAGAGUUUGUGACGGUCGGUGUGGCUACCGCUGGUCUCAUCGUAGGCACGAUGGGUGCCGGAGGUGUCUUGGCCCUGGCCAGCUGUGUUCUGGCCGCCCCUCCCACGGCGAGGAUGCUGUUCAAAUGCGCGUGCGACAUGAUUCUGAUCCUUGAACGGUCUUUCCGGUACCGCGGGAAGUAUGUCUCGGUCAAGCAGAUCGAAGAUGCAGCGCUGUACUACACGACGGUCAUGACGAAGACGUUCGCAGGAAAGGAAGUGCUGCUCCAGAAACAUGUCCACGCCGAAGUCGAUCGACUGGUACCACUGCACAAAGUCAGCGCAGGCAUCCGAUUCAGCAGGCUCAGACCGGGCCUGGAAGAAAUCAUCUACAAGAACCGGUUCGAGAAGCGCGAAACCGAGAGGCAAGACACCAUGCCACUCUCGCCAGAAAUCGGAGGGAGUGAAAUCAUGGAGCUGGAGGGCUCCGUGUCGAGCCCAGUGGAAUUGCCCUCCCGGAACGACCAUGUCGCCGAACUGCCAGCUGAAGUACCGAGCGAAGGGAGCCUAGGGAGCCUUUCACCUGUCAGUCCUGAAAGCGAUCCGGGAAGACUGAGGUCUAGUACCGCCACGAGCACAAGUGUCACCUUGACCACGAUUGACGAACUGCUGAGCUCAGACGAAAAGGCAAGUAUGUCGAAGACCACGAGCGAUCAGGAAAACCCUGGUGAAGUCAGCCCGCCUCUAUCAUCGGAGGCGCCGCCCCUAGAUAGGACGAGGAGUGAGAGUCUGUUUUCGAGAAGCACGAAGAAGCUCUCAUCAAGAUUCGGUCUGAAGAAGUCCAAGACGAAUAUUUGACGCCUGAUAUUGGAGCGGAGAUCUAGAAUAUUGGCUACAACACAAUUGAUACCCUAAGUAAAUGCAAUAAAACUCGUGUGCGGA
This is a messenger RNA of Exophiala xenobiotica, 3759 nucleotides long. RefSeq lists its product as uncharacterized. The transcript has 5 exons. Bases 538 to 3675 code for a protein of 1045 amino acids. NCBI's taxonomy places the organism in Eukaryota, Fungi, Ascomycota, Eurotiomycetes, Chaetothyriales, Herpotrichiellaceae. Gene Ontology annotation, molecular function: GTP binding. The record is from RefSeq and is a predicted model, not a curated record.